Molecule: messenger RNA, 291 nt
Organism: Eruca vesicaria subsp. sativa (arugula)
Lineage: Eukaryota; Viridiplantae; Streptophyta; Magnoliopsida; Brassicales; Brassicaceae
Source: the annotation of a GenBank genome assembly
AUGGCUGGUUCUUCUUCAGUUGCCACUGAGCUUAACAUGGUGUAUUGCAUGAUUGAAAAAUGUUUGAUCUUCAACAUGAGCAAAGAAGAGUGUGUGGAAGCUCUCUCUAAGCAUGCAAAAAUCAAUCCUGUCAUCACCUCUACUGUUUGGAAGGAGCUGGAGAAAGAGAACAGUGAAUUUUUCAAGGCGUAUGUGGAGAAGCGAAGCAAAAAAGAGAAAAUGUCAGAGGAAGAGCUAAAACAGAUGAUCCAGAAGAUAAACUCAGAUUCAGCUAAAAAAUCCGACGACUGA